Molecule: messenger RNA, 549 nt
Organism: Lottia gigantea (owl limpet)
Lineage: Eukaryota; Metazoa; Mollusca; Gastropoda; Lottiidae
Exons: 2
Coding region: 1-549 (182 amino acids)
Source: RefSeq, a predicted model, not a curated record
AUGAACAGUUCAAACCUAGGCAGUAUACAUGAUAACAGUUUAAACCUAGACAGUAUUCAGACUAACAGUUCUAACUUUGACAGUACUCAGGCUAACAGUUCUAACUUAGACAGUAUUCAGACUAACAGUUCCUAUCCAGACAGUAUCCAGACUCAGAAUUUUAAUCUAGACAAUAUACAGACUAACAGUUCUAACCUGGACAAUAUUCAGACUAACAGUUAUAACCUGGACAAUAUUCAUACUAACAGUUCUAACCUAGACAGUAUUCAGACUAACGGUUCUAAACUAGACAAUGUUCAGACUGCCAGUUCUAACUUAAACAAUAUUCAGACUAACAACAGUAUGUGGACUAACAGUUCUAACCUAGACAGUAUCCGGACUAAUAGUUCUAACCUAGACAAUAUUCAGACUAACAGUUAUAAUCUAGACAAUAUUCAGACUAACGGUUCUAACCUAGACAAUAUUCAGACUAACAGUUCUAACCUUGAUAGUAUUCAUACCCAGGAAUUAUCCAGGUUAACAGGGGAAAAACUCGACUAUGAAAUUUGA